AUGGCGGCAAAAAGUAAUGAAGAUGUCGAGGAUGUUAAUACAACUCGACAAUCUAUGACACUUGUGCCAGUUACAGGUGCAAUUUAUCACAAUGGGCUGGAAAAGCCUACAGAGCGAUGGAGCUUUGAGCUUGGGUUAAAUUUGUCGGAAGACAAAUUGCUUUAUACCAUUUUGAAGCGCUUGGAAAAAGGUUAUGGAAUCAAGGACAAAUGCGCCGCUUUGAAUAUUGCAAAGUUCAAGCUUCAGGUUUCAGCAAAAGAUUUUACACCGAAAUUACCUGAGUGGCCUAAAGGCAGGAUUUUUUCUAUUGACAGCCAGGAACAAUGGGAUAAUUGCUUUCCAAAAAUACUUGGGCAUGAAAGAGAACUUAUAGGUAGGCAACUUUUUACUAAUGUUACUAAUGAACUCUCUCAUAUAUAAACUUAUACAUGUGGGCCAUAUUUAAUAGUUACAUGUUUUAAUACAUAAAAAUAGUGACAUUUAUAGUGCGACUCUCAACGACGACGAUAUGUCAAUAUGUCAUAUGGCAUAAAAGUUCAAUAACUUGUUUAGUAAUACAAACAAUGUUUAUAACAGGUGUCAGGUUUAUCAGCUUCUUGGAAUCAAUUCACAAAAUCACCUAUAACCACCCAAUACAUGAGCAACGUACCCUUCAAGAAGUUGUUCUUAUAGUCCAGUUAUUUUUUUCGUUUUAGUGAAGGUCUUUGUAGUUGAAGUAGUUCAUAUGCAUGAGGUACUAAUGCAAGUUGCACGUACAAGUUCAGAGGUUUGCUCAAGUGACUCAAGUAAUUUAAAUAACAGUUCAUCUCAGAAUGCGGUGCCAACUGUGUCAACUGUGAAUAAAAAGAAGAAAGCUGGUCGCCCAAAAACCACACACAGGAAAGAAGAUGAGGAAUUGUUUAAACGUUUGCGUCACAAUCCAGAUGGCAAUGGAGUUGAAAGAAAAGAAUGGCAAAUAGCAAAGUGGGAUCAAUUCAAGUCAGGUUAGUAAAUAAGCAGACCAGUUCAAAUCACAUAAGUUCAUAUAGAUGCAAAAUGUUAUUAUUGAUAUAAAAAAGAUUGGAGCUAACAUUUUAAAGAUAUAUACUGUAGUACUACAUUCCAUGGUUUGCGUAACAGGUCAAUAAAUAUCUGUGCCAUACAUUCCAUCACUCAUUUGAGUCAGUUGAGUGGCAUUUGAAAAUACAUCUUUGGAACUGCAUUUAAAGUGAUUUCUCAAGUGUACUGGACAUAAAAAUCGACAUAUUUUGGCUGAUCAUAAAUAUCGUCACAAAUCAUUUCCAGUAUUAAAAAUAUGCAUAUUGCAUAAUCUAAAAUUAAUUAAAUAUUUCUAUCGUGAGCAUAUAUUACCUGUAUAUCUAUUUUUGUUUCUUUAGCAAUGCAAAAUAAGUUUGGUGUCCUUGCAUUAAGCGAACGAUGGAUUCAGUGUGUUUGUAAUAAGAGAAUCAUGCUUAAUAAACCGCGUGCAAUCAACUUCUUUCAAGCAAGUAAGUCAGUUAACUUAAAGCAAGAAAAACAAUAUGGGUAUGACAAAAUACUCCCAAGUAAUUAUUUGGUACAUUAAUGUAAGUACAUUGAUGUCAUUGGUGUGCCAAAAUUAGAUACACUAGACUGAAUAGAUACAAUAGAAUCAAGCUUCUUCAAUUAUUGCACUUGUGUAUUAUGUGCUUUACAGUUUUGACACUUUUCCUUGGUGACACUCUUUCUCCAUCAAUUUCUAGGGCACUGGAAAGUCUGUUGUGAAAAUAGGAGCAAAACAUCAAGACAUGACAGGAGUGGUCAGACUUCCAUUAUAGCCUGCUUCGAAAAACAGGCCAAAGAUAAGGAACAAUCUUCUCAUUCUGAAUGUGAUCCAUUGAGCAACAAUGAAAAUGACUUUGACUUGGAAAAUUCAGGAUCAGCUAUAGAUCUUGAUAAUAUGUAAGAUAUAGGGCCAUAUACUGUUAGUAUAACAGUUUAAUAAUUUAUCAGUUAUGAAAUAUAAUAUAUUAAAGAGUUGUGUUAAAAUAUUGACAAUAAAGGUGUUAGCGGGCAUGUAUUUUCUUUUAAAUUUCAGAGAAUAUUCUGAUGGCUUUUGUGAUGUGCCAGAUCUAGAGUUGUGUCUUCGUAACAAUGAUCAAGAAAUCCUUGAAAUGGAAGUGGAUAUUACACCUGAGACUGAUGAUGAUAGUUAUUCAUCGUCAUUCGAUGAAACUGAUAGUGAUGAUGGCAAGGAUGAGUUUAGAAAUAACAAAAAUUAUUUAGCAAAUGAAAUUAAAAGUGGAUUUAAACGAAUACACAUUGCGCAUGUUGACCCAGUUGCUGAGAAACUGCAGUCUUUCCUUAAUGCUGGUAUAUUUCCUAAGGAAAGCAUGUUUUAUAUUCUACUGAAAAACGCUGUCAGUUAUGUAGAUUGGUUUGCGAAAAGGAAAGAAAACCACAGUCUUCAAUUUCAGUGGGACAAUGAAGUUCUUCAGUUUCUUGAAAGCCUUGAGUAUCAUGGUGGAAGAAAGGUUGUUAACUUAUGGAGGGGACCUGGUCAUGAUGGAGAAGGUCCGUCUGGUGCCGUUUCAGGUUUUGACUGGAAAAAAUGGAACUGGCCUUUACCUGGAAAGACAACACGUGAUAAAAUGUACAGCGGAUAUUCGACAGAGAAUGGAAUAUAUGCUCCCCUUCUUCAGAGUUUCUUGCAGUUGUCAAGUGAAGCUAAUAGUGAUAUACUAACACUCUAUGAAGAUAGUACAGUUAAAAUAAUACCUGUUGCACUCGCAAAAGACGGAAUGCAACUAAAAUCUGGAUUGCUCUAUGACAGUAGACAAGGGAAAAUCAUUGGAAGUACUCUUAACUUGGAUUACAACUACAUAAAGCAAGGUGAACCCGAAAAAGUUACCCUGAAAAGUUCAAUUGUACAAGAAGCAGAAGCCAUGUGCUUAACGACUCUUGAUGCAAAGUUUUCCCUUCCUGUCGGUGUAAAUAAUUUAACCAAAGGACUUACAGCGUUAGAUACUUUCAAUAUGAUGAAGAAUGAAACACAAGAAAUAAAUGUUUGCCUUGACCAUUUGCAACACAGCAGAACUGAUAGCAUUAUCGUUCAAAAAACCUGUUGCAGUCACUGUGCAAUCUGCACUGAAUUAGGAACUGUCUGUGAUGCUUGCAGUGACAAAGGCCACACUGUUACCGAACCUGCUUUGCGACCUUGUGAUUCUUGUCUGGAAAAAGAAAUUCAGUGCAUUAAAGCAGCAGUUGUGUGUGUUUCAGAGGAUUCUGAAUCAAGAAAUUCUGGUGCACAAAAAGAGCUUGUGAGAGUAAACGACGAACAGUCUGACCCGUUUUUAUCAAUCAUAUCUCCCAUUCCUGAUGGUGUACAUGUUGCUAAGAGAAAACGGAAGAGUUUCUCAAAUUGGUUCCUGUUAGUAAAUAACUACCGAAUAAAUUUGGUUCAACUCAGGGAGCUAAGUAAUGACCACGCCUUACAUUCAAAGCUAGCACCCUUGGUACCACUUAGUGCAGUUAGGAAUCGUGAUCGUCAAGAUGUCGAAUCUAUAAUGGAGAUCUCGAGUCCAUUGGUGAGAAAGAUUCUUACAGAUAAUGCUAAAACUGUAACUCACACUGUGGUACCUGAGAAGUACAGGCUAAGGGAGGACAACAAAAGCGAGUUUUUAAGGCACCCAUUGGAACAUGCAUGGGUCUCUUAGGACACAUAUUUGUCAGUGAUGUUGUUCAAGGUAAGGUAUACAAGGUGCGAGCGAAUCACUAUCCAGCAAAUGUUACUGUGGAAAUGGAUAAUUUAGAACAUCCUAUUGGAGUUGCUGUUUUUAAAGACAUACUUUACUGUGUAGAAUCUCAACGGAACACAAUUGCAUUUAAAGAUUUAACAGGGGAGACAGUUGUCGAUGUGAACAAGUUAACUGUCGAGAAACUUAAGAAGAAGUUGAAGGACAUUGGUGCAUGGAAUGAAGAUUAUAAAAGAAAACCCAAAAAAUAUCUUCAAGAAAAGCUUAGAGAAGCCUUAAACAACAAAGUUGCUUCGGAAACAAAUCCAGCACAACAGACGACACACCGCAGAAACCACCCUUCGCAUAUUCACUUUGACGGAGAAAUCAAGCAGCCGGUGGCGUUAUGUUUUGAUCAAGAUGGGAAUAUGUAUGUUUCGACAUUCACUGGUGCAGUAUAUGUCGUGUGGCUGCAUUGCAACUUAGUUAGCUUAAAGGGAACUGUGGUAUCUUCUCUUCAACUAAAUUCUACACUUCUUUAUGGGAUUGUGUCAUUGAAUAAUGUGGUCUACGUAUCUGCACACGAAGAUAAUGGAGGAAUUUAUAAAAUUACCUUUGAUGAUGACAAUUGUGGCUUGGCUGAGAAGGUAUUGAGCAAUGGAAAUUGAUGAUGACAAUUGUGGCUUGGCUGAGAAGGUAUUGAGCAAUGGAAAUUCAUCCUGCAGUCGAGCACAUAGUUUAACAAACUACACUCACAACUCCUUUGCAUUUAGUGACACUGGAGACUCGUGCAUCAAGACAUAUAACCCAACGAACAAUCAAGUAUCUGUUAUCGUUGGUAAUGGAACAGGCACGAGGGAUGGAAGUCAAGCCCAGUUUUCCCAGCCCACAGGCAUAUGCUUUGAUUAUGAAACUUUGUUCACCGCGGAUACGUCAACAGGUACCCUGCGUAUGACAACCAACGUCAGUAGUUUGCUUGACUACUUGGAGCAUCUACAUUUAUUUGGUGAGACGUUUGGACUUCACACAAAGAAGAGUACCUCGGUAAAAGUAGGCAUAUCCCAAGCAAUUGAGAAAUUAGAACGAGUUUAUUCCUUUGACAAGAAGUGUGUUGAUGCGGUUACGAAUCUCAUUGGCACCACAGCUGUGACACAAGGACCUCAAGGAACUGAGUCAAAAGUCAAGAUCUGA
Molecule: messenger RNA, 4883 nt
Organism: Paramuricea clavata
Lineage: Eukaryota; Metazoa; Cnidaria; Anthozoa; Malacalcyonacea; Plexauridae
Source: the annotation of a GenBank genome assembly